Messenger RNA from Phoenix dactylifera (date palm), 2097 nucleotides. The record is from RefSeq and is a predicted model, not a curated record. NCBI's taxonomy places the organism in Eukaryota, Viridiplantae, Streptophyta, Magnoliopsida, Arecales, Arecaceae.
AUGGCGGAAGCUCUCGUAAUGGCUGUGAUGGAAAAGAUAGUGUCUGACAUCGCCGAAAAACCCGUCAAACCUGUAUGUUCCAAACUACUCAAAGCAGUUCUACCAUCGGAAGAAAUACACCGAAAAAUGAAAUGGUUUCAUACUGAGUUUGGACUCAUGAAAGCCUACAUAAGAUAUGUGGAUACAAUGAAAGAUGUUGACGAGCGAUGGAAAGAAUGGGUGAACAUUCUAAGGGGCCUGGUCUACGAGUUCGAAGAUAUCAUCGAUGAAUAUGCCUAUCUGGUGGGAGAGCAACAUCAGCGUGGAUUCUACGGUUCCCUUUAUAGAACUUUCAGACACUGCAAGCAUAUCAAGGCCUGGCAUGGCAUCCGAGAGAAGUUACAAGAAGCUGAGGACAAACUUCAAAAACUCAUAGAGCUGAAAGCCCGUUACAGCAUCCCAGAGUGUGUAACUUCCACAGAUGAUUCUCUUGGAAGACACCCACACCUUAAAGAGGCUCCUUAUUUCCCUGAUGAAGGUGAGAUUGUGGGCUUUGAGGCAUACAAGAAACAGCUAGUAGGAUGGCUGACUGAUGAGGAACCAUUGCGCACCAUAAUUUCAGUAUGGGGAAUGGGUGGUCUGGGAAAGACCACUCUUGUUAAUGAUGGCUACGAAAGCCAAGAAGUCAGGCGACAUUUUGAUUGCAGAGCAUGGGUACGUGUCUCCCAGAAAUAUACAGCCGAAGAUCUAAUGAGAAGACUCAUCGAAGACCUCUUCCAGGAAAAUCGUGAUGUUCCUCCAGGCAACAUUGACACAAUGCCCUGCAACCGUUUGGCGGAGAUACUUCGUAGUUAUUUGCAACAAAAGAGGUAUCUUAUCGUCCUAGAUGAUAUGUGGCACAUAAAUGUUUGGUCUGGUGAAUUGAGUCGAGUGCUCGUAGAUAGUAGAUGUAGAAGUAGAAUUGUUAUAACAACUCGGAACCAUGAUGUAGCUAUACUAGCAGUUGAAAGCCGUGUUCUCGAGCUACAGCCAUUGCAAGAGGAUGACUCAUGGAGACUCUUCUGUAACAAAGCAUUCUGGAGAUAUGCGGACAGAAGUUGUCCUCCAGAUCUAGAGUACUGGGCAAGACAAGUCUGGCAGAGGUGUCACGGCUUACCUCUUGCUAUUGUGGCCGCAGGAAGCGCGCUGUCAUAUCGAGAGAAGGAAGAGGGGAGGAUAUUCUGUCAAGGCUUCGAUUGGGAAGAGACUAGUAUGCCGUUCUCCGAAAGGGUGGGAAAUAUAUUGAAGCUCAGCUUCAGAGAUCUACCCUAUCAUCUACGGAACUGCUUUUUAUAUUGCAGCAUCUUUCCAGAGGAUUAUCUCAUAAAAAGGAAGAGACUAAUCCGGUUGUGGGUUGCAGAAGGUUUUGUUCGGAAAAGGAAAGGAAUAUCAAACGAAGAGGCAGCAGAGGAGAACCUCAAUGAGCUCAUUCGUCGAUGUAUGCUUCAAGUUGUGAGAAGGAAUUAUUUUGGUAGACCGAAGUUGUGCAGAAUGCAUGGUACUGUGAGAGAGUUAACUAGGAGAACAUCUGAACAAGAAUACUUCUGCAAGGUUUACGACGGUGAAGAAGCUGAAUCGAUCGGUGAAGCUCGCCGCUUAUUAGUUCAAAAGGGCAUCAAUGAUUUGGAGCCACACAGAGGUAUGUCCAAUGUUCGCUCUUUCUUAGUGUUUGACCUGACUAGUUUCUCUUUGCAGUCAUGGAUUUCAAGGUCAACUAGCUUUAGACUUUUGAGGGUUUUGGAUCUAGAAGGUGUUCCCAUUGAGACGGUUCCAGACGAUGUGGCCAUUUUAUUCAACUUGCGCUACCUGGGUUUAAGGAGAACCUUGGUGAAGGAGCUUCCCAGAUCCUUGGGAAGACUGCGAAACCUGCAAACCUUAGAUCUUUAUGAUACUAAAAUUGAGAAGCUGCCUCAUGAGAUAACUCAACUCAAGAAUCUCCGGAAUUUGUUCGUGGAGAGUGUUCGUGAUCCAGUAUUUGCCGAGUUGGCUAGUGAUCCUGGUGUUAAAGCACCAAAAGGGAUAUGGAAUUUGAAUAACCUGCAGACUCUGCAAUCGGUUGAAGCAGAUGAAGACAGUUGA